Molecule: messenger RNA, 201 nt
Organism: Protopolystoma xenopodis
Lineage: Eukaryota; Metazoa; Platyhelminthes; Monogenea; Polystomatidea; Polystomatidae
Source: the annotation of a GenBank genome assembly
AUGACAGACAGUUAUGCUGCUGAUUUCAUUGGUGGACUGCAUAACUCGCAUCAACACUUUGGCCUUGGUCCAGUUAUGAAUGACGCAGCUGCCUUCCUUUUAUCUCUGACAGGUGGAGAGCUUGAUGAUCCAGAAAUUGAGGAAAGUUCUAAGGACUUCGUCAAGCAAAUUCAAAUGUUCUAUCCAGAUGCACAUCUUUAA